GAACAUUCAAUCUCGGGCAGCCCGGGCUCGUUUCUAAGGUGAUCGUGUGUGUUUUUGUGUUUUUCCCCCAGUGUCGGAGGAAAGUGCGCGUCUGCGGCGGAGCGGCUCAGUGCGCUCUCUCUCUCACUCUCUUCACACCGCGGACCAACAAGCUGAUCCCAGAUCCGAGGACACAUACAACACGGCGUAGUGGUCCUUUUGAAACAAAUACCACAACCUCGGCGUUUAAAGGGAAAAGGUUGUAGUUUCCAGAAGAGGGAGACGUACAAAUCACAGAUGUGAAAACGCAGGUGCGUUGCGAGACUCGCUCUUCGUUUCCUUUUUUUCUUUUUUUUUUCUUCCCUCAUCAUUUGGCAACCUAAUUUCGUCGGGAGCUUGGAAGAAGAUGCAGCCUCUACCUGUCAGCCGUGUGGCACCACAACUGCUGCCUACAGAUCUGCUGUGGCCGGCUGUGUAGGACGAGGACUCCUACAGCUGCAAUUUUCAUCAUCACCAACAGCAUCUGCCACUUCAAACACAAGACAGAGGACAGAAGCUGCCUCCUCCUGGCUGAUCAAAGUGGCAUCAGUCGGAAAGCACCUGCAGAGGACGACUCCGGCUGAGCUGUUUGCUUGAAAGAAGCAUGACAUAACUGAGAACUAAACUACUAAUCGCUGAUUCAAGCUUUUUUUUUUUUUUUUUUUUUCUGUUUGGGGGCUGAUGAAAAUGUUCCAGUGUGUCAGUGUUGACUGACAGGGCUGCAGUGGUGUUCUAGCACGGGACACAACCAGCGAAGGAGAUGGCACGACCAGGGUCGGGGUUGCUGGUGCCCAUGAACGGGGUGGGGUACCCCCCUCAGAACCUGGCCAGGGUGGUGGUCUGGGAGUGGCUGAAUGAACACGGGCGCUGGAGGCCGUACAGCGCUGCAGUUUGUCACCAUAUUGAGAAUGUGCUCAAAGGGGAUGCCCGGGGAAGUGUAGUUCUGGGGCAGGUGGAUGCCCAGCUCUCCCCUUACAUCAUCGACCUGCAGUCCAUGCACCAGUUUCGACAAGACACAGGCACUAUGAGACCGGUGCAGAGGAACUUUUACGAGCCGUCGUCUGCUCCGGGGAAGGGUGUGGUGUGGGAGUGGGAGAACGACAACAGUUCAUGGACGCCAUACGACAUGGAGAUCUGCGUGACCAUCCAGAACGCCUACGAGAAGCAGCACCCCUGGCUGGACCUGACAUCUCUGGGCUUCUCCUACCUCAUCGACUUCAACAGCAUGUCUCAGACUAACAGGCAGAGCCAGCGCAAGCGGCGCCUGCGGCGGCGCAUGGACCUGGCCUACCCGCUUAUCAUGGGUUCCAUUCCCAAGUCCCAGUCCUGGCCCGUGGGCGCCAGCUCGGGCCAGCCCUGCUCCUGCCAGCAGUGUAUCCUGGUCAACAGUACGAGAGCCGCCUCCAACGCUAUUCUGGCCUCUCAGCGGCGCAAGCUGUACGGAGGGACCGGGGGCAACUCGUCCGCUACCGGAACCAUCACCGCGGUCCGGCAGAGCAACACGUUUGCUGGAACCUCCCUCUGGUCUCCAACAUCCAGCUCUUCUGGCGCCAACCACAAUAACAUAAGUGUGGGAGGUGGGCAUGCUAAAGCCGAACAGGUGCAGUCACCGCUGUCCUCUGCCAACUUCCCCUGUUCCCCCGUGAUGCCGUCUCUCUCAUCCGCCCAUGGUCACCACACACUCACCAUCAACGGACAGAACAAUCUGAACCGGCCCGGCACCCAGCGCAUUUCCAUGGGGACUGCCCGAGGAGCCAUCCCGCCAGGGGUCCCUGCACUUCCAGUGAAGAACCUGACUGGCUCUGGACCAGUGCACCCAGCACUAGCAGGUAUGACAGGUAUCCUGAUGUGCGCUGCAGGUCUGCCGGUUUGCCUGACUCGGGCUCCAAAGCCAAUACUGCACCCCCCACCCAUCAACAAGAGUGACAUGAAGCCUGUGCCAGGGAUAAACGGCAUGCGCCGCAAAACAAAGAAGAAGCACCUGAAGAGAGGGAAAAACCCAGAGGAUGUGGUGCGAAGAUACACAGAGAAGAUUAAAGUGGUUCCCGACGAGGACUGUACCAUCUGCAUGGAGAGGCUGGUGAUGUCGUCAGGCUAUGAAGGCGUCCUGCAGCACAAAGGCAUCAAGCCAGAGCUGGUUGGCAAACUUGGCAAGUGUGGUCACAUGUACCAUCUGCUGUGCCUGGUGGCCAUGUACAACAAUGGCAAUAAGGACGGUAGUCUUCAGUGUCCAACAUGUAAAACGAUUUAUGGGGAGAAAACGGGCACCCAGCCCCCCGGGAAGAUGGAGUACCAUAUCAUCCCCCACUGCCUGCCGGGCUACGCAGACUCAAAGACCAUCCGCAUUGUUUAUGACAUUCCUGCAGGGAUCCAGACAAAUGAGCACCCCAACCCUGGGAAGAAGUUCAGUGCGAGAGGGUUCCCUCGACACUGCUACCUCCCCGACAACGAGAAAGGCAGGAAGGUCCUGAAGCUGCUGAUCAUGGCCUGGGAUCGCCGCCUAAUCUUCACCAUUGGCACAUCCAGCACCACAGGGGAGUCGGACACGGUUGUCUGGAACGAAAUUCACCACAAGACCGAGUUUGGCUCCAAUCUGACCGGCCAUGGCUACCCUGACCCAAAUUACUUGGACAACGUUUUGACAGAGCUCUCAGCGCAGGGAGUCGGUGAGGACAACCUGAAGGACUGAUGGCUGGUCGAACUGGCGCUCAGAAAACCCAAUCCACCGCAUCCUGCCAUCAGGGGGUGCUGCUUUAUGGUCCCACAUGCAGCUGACAUCUCUUAACAUUUUCUGUCUUUCAGAAGUGGUAGAAUGAGAGCAACAGAAGCAGAAGUCAUCGGUUAUUAUUCAUGUGUGGGACUGUAUAACCCAGGAUUCCUUACCCCUCCCCUCCUGUGUCUUGAUUCAUGACUUGAGCAUCUUUUGUCCAUGACAACAUCUGUCACUGGUUGAAGGAUAUGCAGAUAUUUUUGUAUUGAUGCUGGAAGCUGCAGGUGCAUUUAAACCAAGCCUGUUCCUCUGCCCUUGUAGUUGAUUAAAAAGGGGCCCAAUCAAACAUUUGUAAUUGCAAAACUCUUGAAUGCAUGACCCCGACCAACAUCGCAUAAUGAAUGCUGGGCAUAUAUCUGAAAUCGGUUUACGUCUCAGUGGAUCAGCUGUUGCUUGAUAUAACGAUACAAGCCCCUCAUAUGAAUCCAAAACAGUUUAUUAUUUGCUUUCCCUUUUUACUUUUAAGAUGAAUUAUUGACCUAUUGAAACUAGGGUGCGCCACUUUAAUGAGAGGCCCUUGGCUUUAGGGAUGUCAUUUUAGGUUGCAUUUGGCAUUUUCAAUAUCUGAUAUCUGAUAGGUGACUUCAUUUAUAAAAACGAAGGUGUGCUCCGUAAUACAUUAUUUUCAUUUCAGAGACCUAAAGGUGGAAGCAUUGGUGUAUUGUUAUAAAUGUUAUUUGUAUGGUUAUGUGGAUGAAACAAGAGGAAGUUUAAUGCUUGCCACAGGUUAAGACGCUGAGCUUUUGAGACAGAAUUUGCGCUCCAAGGUUAAACUCAUUUGUUUUGUUGACACAGUGACGAUGCUGACCUCUGUGAAUGUAAAGCCUGCAUUAUCAUUUUCCGUGCUGGAGCAAUUCCAGUCGUUGGCAUGAUCCAUCAUGCUGACCACACGUGAGGGGUGAGUGUGUGAUUGCUCGCUAUGAGGUAUUACAAUGCUGGGUUUAAGUCCUUGAGGAAGGAAGCGGAAGCCACACAUGAACAUUCCUCUUUCAGACACCAGCAGUUUUGCCAUGGAGAUCCAUCUUGGAUGUUGCUCCUGCUUGCCUGCAAUGGAAAAGUCCCUCGGGAGGCCGUUUGCUGUUAGGCAGCAUACUGGGCUCAACUGCCUGUAAAGUGGGAAGAGAAACAUCUCAUUCCCUGCAUGAGCUCACUUAGGAGUUGUUUGGUCUGAUCCUGAUAUAUGGCUCUAGCUCUAGCCCUGCUCCUCCUCCUCGUCCUCCCCCUCAGCUGCGGAGGGUUUCGUUUUAAGAGGCAUGCAAAUCGUGAUCUGGUAUGUUGUUGGCUGAGAGCUACAGUCUGUCUGCUCUUCCCUUAGAUUUCAAGUCUCUGUGCUAAAGACUCUCUGAAGGCCCUGGUGUUUCCUUAUUUCACAAUCAAAGACAACCCAAUGGUGCAUAAUUCUCCGUGAGUGUAUCCGAUCAAUGUUAUUGAGCAGGGGUGUUUGUUUGAGAUUUAUUGAUGGGCGCCCAGUUGUGAGGUGAAUCAUAGUCUUCCAUAGCCCAUUGAGGCAACCUUUGUGUUUGUUUGUUUGUUUAAGCAGUUAACUUUUAAAUUUUCAAAAACGUCUUAAUUUGCAAUUAGAUUUCUUUUGAAGUUGUUCUUUGUAAACCAGCUUGCAAUGCUUGAAAAAUAUAUAUGUAUGUAUUAUAUACAUUUGCAGACAUGAUAUACCUUUAAGCUCACUUUGAGUCUAUGA
This is a messenger RNA of Cololabis saira (Pacific saury), 4484 nucleotides long. RefSeq names its product deltex 1, E3 ubiquitin ligase (gene dtx1). Gene Ontology annotation, cellular component: nucleoplasm. Gene Ontology annotation, molecular function: ubiquitin protein ligase activity; zinc ion binding. The record is from RefSeq and is a predicted model, not a curated record. Gene Ontology annotation, biological process: Notch signaling pathway; protein ubiquitination. NCBI's taxonomy places the organism in Eukaryota, Metazoa, Chordata, Actinopteri, Beloniformes, Belonidae. Bases 779 to 2707 code for a protein of 642 amino acids. The transcript has 10 exons.